GGUCUGAGGCAAGCGGUAGCUCCCUCAGCGGGGUCCGGGGCGAGCGGUAGCCCCCACAGCGGGGUCCGGGGUAAAAUAGUUAACUACUUGGAGUGCUUUCUAUGAUCAUAGAUUCCUAUUAGAUAAGUUUUUUUUCGGUUAUUGGGUUGUAGCGAAAUCUCUUAAUAUCUUGUACAUAAUUGCGUAGUAUGUCAUCUUGUAGAGUUCCCUAAAGUUGAGACUGUGAAGCCUUUACUGAUAAUAAUAACCUUUGUAGAUAAAGACGUAAUGAAUAUGGGUAGGAGGUGAGUGGUUAAGAACUAUGCUAACGGAUCUUGAGGGACUAUAAGAAGAAAACCUCGGUGACUGGGGGAAGGGGCACUAGCAGAUUAGUAAAUAUCUUGUCAUCUUGUUGGGGAGUGAGUAGCUUUCUCAUUUUGGAUUGUCAUAUUUUCCAGAUGCUUUUGAGAAGUUGGAAAGAGUUUUCUCACUAGCUCAUUGGAUGAUAAGAUCGUAAUAGUCACAACGACUUUCUACCGAUAACUUAACUCUUAUUUUAUUUUCUUUCAGGAUUUCUUUGCUUGUGAGUGAUGUCAGGCUCACCUCACAUAAGGAGAGAAUGAAUCGUCAGUGUGAGGAGAAAACAAUUGUAACGAGGUAAGGACUCAUACCACAACAUAGCACUGGUGAAGAACAAAGACUCUUCCCUGAAUACUGAAUUUGAAGCUCAUUUCUACAUAUGAAGGACGUCUACCCGUACUGAUAGUGGCUGUUCUCAAUAAUCACGUACAGUUCGUUGCUCGUUAAUCUGUUACCGGAAACACUGAACAUUCUAAAAUGACAAGCAGUAGAAAAGAAAUGUUUGUAUUUAAGUCACAGGCUACAGUCAAUAUCAUAAUAAUGUGUUGUAAUGAUACUUAAAAAGUGUAAGUGCCACACUCUUCUAUAUAACUGUAUACGUCAUACAUAUUUCUUCCUAUAAAUAUCAAAACUGGAAAGACAAAUACCUUGAUAAAUAACAAUAGGAACAGAUUUUAAAUAAAGAAUUUAAAAUAAAACAAGACAUACAAGCAUGGAGAUGGAGAGUUGGCGUUUCUUGCCUCUGGCUGCUUAUCUCAUUCUAGUUCACUCUCCCAGGAACGGUGGUUGGCAAGGCAGGAGCUGGUACGGGGCUCUACAUGGGGCCAUACUUCCCGAGUCAUCAGCCCAGGAACAUCACAGUUCACCAGGAAGCUAUCGCCUACCUUCCCUGUACAGUGAAUCAGCUAGGAGACAAGUCGGUAUCGUGGGUGAGACAGAGGGAUGCAGAUAUCUUAACAGUUGACCGCUAUACAUUUGUGAGGGACGACAGACUUACAGUACACUUCACGCCGGACACCUCCACCUGGACGCUGGUCAUCAAGUAUGUACAGGAGCGUGAUGCUGGUGCCUACGAGUGUCAGAUCUCUACCGAGCCCAAGAUGGCCAUGCUCGUCCACCUCAAUGUCAUAGUGCCACAAGUUGAGGUAAAGGGGGCGUCGGAUAAGUACGUGAGGAGCGGGUCUACGGCCAGGCUAGAGUGUAAGGUGAGCUCCACGGUGCAGCUGCCAGACUACAUCUUCUGGUACCAUUUGGGGGAACGUCUGCUUGAGUACGACAACCCGAGGGUAAAGAUGACGGUAUCCAGGCGGGGCGGCCAAGGCAGUGAGAUGAGCAUCAUUUCCACGCUCAUCAUCUCCAACGCCGAGCCCUCUGAUGCUGGCAACUACACCUGUCUGCCCUCCAACCUCCAUUCAGCUACCACUCUCCUCCAUGUCUUGAAUGAGGAGCAGCCGGCGGCGAUGCACACUGGGUCAGCGAUAAUGAGGGAACCUCCUGGAGCGCUGGGCGUUCUUUUGGUGGUGGCUGUGACCCUCGUGUUUGUACACACCCACCACCACCACGAUACAACAACCACCCAUCACCACCACGGUGCUAUUACCACCCAUCACAAUCAAGGUGCUACCACCUCCCAUGAAUACCACGAUGCUAUCACCACCCACGAUCACCACUGUGCUAUUACCACCAACGAUCACUACGGUGCUACAGCACCCACGAUUACCACGGUGCAGUUACCACCAAUGACUACCUCGGUGCUGCCACCGCCACCACAAUCCACGACCAGCAAGAUGCAACUACCACCAACCACAGCCGCUAUGAUACCCCCUCCUACUACACAGCCACCAACCACAACCACCAUGUUGCCACCACCGACGGCUUCUCUAUGGCCACCACAGACGACCAUCCCAUAAACAUGGUGUGGGUAAAAGAGAGAAGCAGGUGGUUGUAACUGUUGUACGUCAAACAUGUUUCUUACAUCCAAUGUUUCCCAAGCCAAGAUUAUUCACCCUGCGCCACCUUCACUCACCACUAGUCCAAGCUCACAUAACCCUUGUCUAUAUUUUUCACCUCACCUUCCCCGACUAUAGUCACAGUACACAACACCACAACUAGUCCUUAACAAAAUACAUCUCUUAUUCACUAACAUUAAACUUAUACAACACAACUGUUUCACAAUGCUCUUAUACUGCAUAACACCACUCAUCCACAUUAUACAUUUACACAACACCAUUACUCCACACUAACACACACACUUCACUGGUCCACACAAACACACACACUUCACUGG
Messenger RNA from Homarus americanus (American lobster), 2626 nucleotides. RefSeq names its product zwei Ig domain protein zig-8-like. Lineage: Eukaryota; Metazoa; Arthropoda; Malacostraca; Decapoda; Nephropidae. The transcript is spliced from 5 exons. The record is from RefSeq and is a predicted model, not a curated record. Gene Ontology annotation, biological process: synapse organization. Bases 1158 to 2249 code for a protein of 363 amino acids. Gene Ontology annotation, cellular component: neuron projection membrane.